AAAAAAAAGUCUUAGAAAACAUAUGGAUUAGCGAGAAUGUAAUAAUAAUAAUAUAUAUAGAGAGAAAGACGGAAAGAAGUAAAGAAUAAGGUAGCAAAAAAGAAAGCGUCUGUCUAGGGCAAGGCGGAGGAGGAAGGCGAAGAGGUGGAGGAGGAGAAAAUGGGCAGUGAAGGAAGGAAGGAGGAGCGAGCUUCUGAGAGAAUGAAGAAGAAAGAUAGUGUGGGGACGCGCAUAGAGCUGCGGUGCACGGCGAUUCAGAUGUUUCUUCUGGAAUCGACUUCUGGUUCUGAGAAGCGCAUCCGUGAAAUGUUUGGGGACAAUCCUGACACCAGCAAGGCGCUGCGGAUGCUAUUGAAAAAUCACAGGGUUCGGCGGUUCGGGAGCGGAGGGAGAUCUGAUCCGUUUGUGUAUAUGGCCCUAACUCCGCCUAGCAUGAAUGAGCUGGAGCGGCUUAAGGAGGCGAACGUCACCGAAACCAUGUGAAGCGUUGCCUGCCGUGGGGGUUUGUGUUCUUUGCGCUCGGAAUUCAAAUUCUCCAGCUUGUCGACGCAGUUUUUGUAAAGAUUGUGAAAAUAUAGGGCGAUUUGGUACUGUUGAGAAGCAGGAUGGAUGAUAGCCUGGCUUCCCUAAUUUUUUAAAAAUUGACCCUAACUCUUCGUUUUCUUUGUAUCUUUUAUUUUUUAUCCGUUUGCAAGGAACUUCUCUGUAUUACUGCAAACAAGGAUGGGUGAUAAAUUGCAAUUUAGGUUUAUGGUUUCAUGGUUACAGGUCAAGGAAUCCUCCAUCUAAGAGGUGGCUUUCUUGUAUUGCUCUCGCCGUCCCCGAAUGCAAUCUUUUGAAAUUUGGGAAUGAGCAACUGGUUUCUUAUCCUUAGGGAGGUUACUUGUGAGAUUCGAUAUGUUCUCCUGUUAACCUUCUGUAUUUUGUUGCCUUCGUAACGAUGGACCAAAUCAGGGAUAAAUUUGAUGGCUCAAUGGCUGUAGUAUGCAUUUUUACCCCAAAAUGUAAUCAAAAAUUUCCGAAUUCUA
Messenger RNA from Cryptomeria japonica (Japanese cedar), 1028 nucleotides. RefSeq lists its product as uncharacterized. The record is from RefSeq and is a predicted model, not a curated record. The transcript has 3 exons. Bases 160 to 483 code for a protein of 107 amino acids. Lineage: Eukaryota; Viridiplantae; Streptophyta; Pinopsida; Cupressales; Cupressaceae.